Anneissia japonica is the source of this 1598-nucleotide messenger RNA. RefSeq names its product fructose-2,6-bisphosphatase TIGAR-like. Lineage: Eukaryota; Metazoa; Echinodermata; Crinoidea; Comatulida; Comatulidae. Bases 114 to 1178 code for a protein of 354 amino acids. The record is from RefSeq and is a predicted model, not a curated record. Gene Ontology annotation, cellular component: cytosol. Gene Ontology annotation, biological process: fructose 1,6-bisphosphate metabolic process; positive regulation of DNA repair; regulation of pentose-phosphate shunt. Gene Ontology annotation, molecular function: fructose-2,6-bisphosphate 2-phosphatase activity. The transcript is spliced from 6 exons.
GAGGUCGGAUGUGUUGUGUGUGGCGAGAGAGACAACAUAGUACAGUAUGGUCCGUGGUUGAUGAACGAAGGGUAGACUAAACUGUCUUUUCGCCGAAAUUGUAAAGGUUGAGCAUGGAUCAGAACGGGAAGGAUGGCUAUGAUUUUCGCCGAAACUGUUAUUUUCUACUUACGUUAGUGCGACAUGGCGAGACCCAAUCAAACAGAGACAAGAUUAUACAAGGUCAGCUGGAUGUACCAUUAUCAGAAGAAGGAGAGUGUCAAGCCAUACAUGCAGGAAUGUACCUCAGAGAUGUGGCCUUCAAUAAGGCCUUUGUCAGUGACCUUAAACGUACUAUGCAGACAGCAGAGAUCAUCAAAGCAAAUAGUCUUAAACAAUUUAACAUUCAUCAAGAUGUACGACUAAGAGAAAGGAGUUACGGACAAAUGGAAGGGAAGUCAUUCACCAUUCUAAAAGACGCAUCGGAGAAGGCGGGUAUCAAAUUAAGGGAUUACACUGCACAAGGUGGCGAAUCACUGCCAGAGGUACGCUUCAGGGCCACACAGUUCUUCCACAAUUUGUGCCAAAGCACGUUACAGAUGUUGAAAGCCGAAAAACAAACGAGGGAAGCCACUAACGGUAGCCCUACCAAUUCGAGCAGGAGCCGCUUCUACAAAUGGACUCGUUUUGAUAAAGGAAAAACAGGAAGCAAAAGCCCUGAUAGCCCAAAAGAAAAAUACCUCGGUUUAGCCGGUAGGUUAGAUGCCAGUGCAUGUCUAGGAUGUUGGGGAAAGAGGGAAAAAGAUAAAGAAACAAAAGAGAACCAACUGGUAUCAACACAAAGGACUAAAAAUGGCUGUGAAACGGCUGGGAGCCCCGAUAGCAACAGAGAGGAUUACAACCCCUUCUAUUUGACAAAAAGUGCCGCGCAGAGUCCGAACGGAGAAAAUAUCCUGAUUGUCAGUCAUGGGGUUCUGUUGAAGGAAAUGAUACGUUAUUUUGUAGAGGAUCUGAACUGUAUUAUUCCCGGCGGGAAAGGAAAAGCAUUACGAACAAGCCCUAACACAGGUGUUUCACAGUUUAUGGUACAUAUAGGUGAUGAUGGACAGGUGUUGCAGGUUGAGUGCCUUAUGGUUCAUAGCAUUCAGCACCUACCAGGUGCACAUAAGUAUUGUUCCGCACAAUCAAAUGGUAAAUGACAUCAUACGGACCGAUGCAUUCCACAAUGUACGAGACAUCUUAGUACCGUGUUGAAUUAUACUUAACACCAAAAAGUAUGUUCAUAAAGACAUUAAUAUUGAAACUGGUACCUUUUGAGCAAUAAAGUUUUUAAUGCCAAGAUCUAUAUCAAUUUAUACGUACAUACCAGUACAACAGUAUUGAUUGUAUUUAUUGCAAAUAAAUAUAACUUUUUAAGCUGGCAUGUACUAAGAUGAUAUUUCAACAUCUGUGUAUUCUAUAUAAAGCAUGAUAUGUAAAAACAGACAAAUACAAAGAUUUAUAUUUGACAAGAUGGGUUUUGAUGUUUCUUUUUUAUUAUUGGCUAUUCAAUCAGAACUACCCGUUUUCGUGUUGACCGAGCUAUAUUUUUAAAAGAAGACAUGUUAAAAUAUGGCAAA